Molecule: messenger RNA, 1056 nt
Organism: Mesorhabditis belari
Lineage: Eukaryota; Metazoa; Nematoda; Chromadorea; Rhabditida; Rhabditidae
Source: the annotation of a GenBank genome assembly
AUGAUAUCAGACAAUUUGGAAAGGCCUGGACCCUCGAAUGCUAAAAGUAGCCCAAGAUGUCAGCUAUCGAAUGUUUCACUUAUGCAAACGGUAAUCUCCUCUUCGACGGGGGCCAUUUGUACAUCGCUUUUAAUGACACCAAUGGAUGUAGUGAAGAUUCGAAUUCAACAGCAAGCCAAACCGAUUACAAAGGGUGAAUGCUUUCUCUACAAUAACGGUUUGAUGGAACAUUUUUGUACGGCUUGUGCAGAGCCAAAAAAAAAUUUGCCCUGCGAAUGGUAUCAACGACCGAGUCAUUUUACUGGAACUUUUGAUGCCUUCAUCAAAAUCGCUAGGAACGAAGGAGUUCGAUCUCUUUGGAGCGGUUUAUCACCUACUUUAGUGAUGGCUGUUCCUUCUACGGUAUUUUACUUCUCGGUUUAUGAUUUUUUGCAUUCCCAUCUUAAAGAGUACUGUGUAAAACGAGCGGAAUGGGUAGCUCCCAUGGUUGCUGGUGCUUUUGCAAGAACUAUAGCAGGCACUGUUGUUUCUCCAUUGGAAAUGAUUAGGACAAAGAUGCAAAGUGAAAUGAUGAGCUAUAAAGAUGUUGGUUCUGCUAUCCGAACUUCUGUGUUAACAUACGGAUGGAGGGGAUUUUAUCUAGGAUGGGCGCCAACUCUUUGGAGAGAUGUGCCAUUUUCAGCUAUAUAUUGGGCAUGUGUCGAGACAUUUCGAAAACGAUUAAUCGUUUGGAGAGGACGAACUGAAACCAAUUUCGGAAUUAGUGCAACAGCUGCCGCUGCUUCCGGAAUCGUUGCAGCCCUUUGCACAGCUCCUUUCGAUGUUGUGAAAACUCAGCGUCAGGUCUCGUUGGGAAAAGUUAUCACCACAGGGACCAAACCCAGAUCCACAAGUACAAUGUCAGUUAUGCAGGACUUGGUUUCUAAUCGAGGAUUUACAGCACUGUGGGCAGGAAGUGUUCCGAGGAUAGCCAAAAUAGCCCCGGCUUGUGCCAUCAUGCUUGGAUCUUACGACUUUUGGAAGUUGUAUUUUGCUCAUCGAAAUAGUCUCAAAGAU